CGGGGCUCAGAUUCCAGGCAGGCAAUUAUUUGUGAAGCCCUGAACAUUUCCUUUCAGAUGUAUUGCAUUAGGGAAAGCAAGUUAAACAUAUAUUUGCUGCCUUAGAAGGACAUUUGGUAACACCCUCAAGUCAAAGUCUGUUGGAGUUAUUUGGAUUUAGGAAGGAGAUACAGUUUCAAGGAGGAACAAGGCAAAUAAAGAAUUCUAGUGAAAAUGGUUUGUACCUAUAAAGUCACAUAAAUAUGGAACUGAUGGUUUCUGCAGAUUUUCUGUCAAGCCAUAGCAUCUUUGAUAUGUAUGGUUCCUGAAAGGCUCUGAUGAAAGACUGCUGCUGAUUCGGAGGCUAGUAUUAUCUGUCAUAUAAUCUAACGGAAAGGAAAAGAAAAAAAACAAGGAUGCUGUGCUACAGUAUAACACUUCUUGUGCUUUUUGAGGUGGUUUUGAAGGAGGCGUAAACUGUAAAUACUAACACACGUCACAGCUAGAAAUCAGUUAUACUGUCGAUUUCACUUGGGGGCAAGGAAGAUUUGUCUUCACUGUAAGUGCCCGCGGGAGGAGCACAGUGUAUCGGUGAUGCCUUUGGAAAUGGAAAAGACUGUGAAUAAACUCAUGUAUGACUUUCAGCGGAACUCUACUUCUGAUGACGAUUCUGGCUGUGCUUUGGAAGAAUAUGCCUGGGUACCUCCUGGACUGAAGCCAGAGCAAGUUCACCAGUAUUAUAGCUGCCUCCCUGAAGACAAGGUGCCCUAUGUAAACAGUCCUGGUGAGAAAACACGAAUUAAACAGCUGUUGCACCAACUGCCACCACAUGAUAAUGAGGUACGAUACUGCCACUCUUUGGAUGAGGAAGAAAAAAAAGAGUUAAAGCUCUUCAGCAACCAAAGAAAAAGGGAAAGUCUGGGAAGGGGUAAUGUUAGGCCUUUCCCAGUAACAGUGACUGGCACUAUCUGUGAGCAGUGUGGAGGACAGAUUAAUGGAGGUGAUAUUGCCGUGUUUGCUUCGAGAGCAGGCCAUGGUGUAUGUUGGCAUCCUCACUGCUUUGUGUGCAGUGUCUGUAAUGAACUGCUGGUUGAUCUCAUCUACUUCUACCAAGACGGAAAGAUCUUUUGUGGAAGACAUCAUGCUGAACUCCUGAAACCUCGUUGUGCAGCCUGUGAUGAGAUCAUUUUUGCUGAUGAGUGUACAGAAGCUGAAGGGCGGCACUGGCAUAUGAAGCAUUUCUGCUGUUUUGAAUGUGAAACUGUCCUAGGUGGCCAGAGAUAUAUUAUGAAAGAAGGGCGUCCUUACUGUUGCAACUGUUUUGAGUCCUUAUAUGCAGAAUACUGUGAUACAUGUGGAGAGCAUAUAGGCAUAGACCAAGGCCAGAUGACUUACGACGGCCAGCACUGGCAUGCAACAGAAGAAUGUUUUUGUUGUGCUAAUUGUAAAAAAUCCCUACUUGGGCGUCCUUUCCUGCCAAAACAAGGACAGAUAUUUUGUUCUAGAGCCUGCAGUGCAGGAGAGGAUCCCAAUUGCUCCGAUUCAUCAGACUCAGCUUUUCAAAGUGCAAAGUCACGUGAGUCUCGUCGCAGUGCAAAGAUUGGUAGAAAUGGUGGGAGAUCCCGAGAAGGGAAACCAAAGCCAACCCUUCAGAUGCAGGCAUCAGCAAACAGGCUAUCAGCAGAAGUAGAUCCUCUAUCACUUCAGAUGGAUUUGCUGAGUUUGUCUAGCCGGAGUCAAAGCCUAAGUCGUGAACAUCUGUGGAAAAGCAGAGAAGAGCUUUACCGUAGUGCUAGUCAGUCAGAGCAAAGUCAGUCACAAAGCCCUUUGCAGCUUCUUAGCCAGUGUAAUGUAAGGACUUCUUAUACUCCAUCUCCUACAGGUACAAGUCAGCAUGAAAUGUGGACUAACGAUUAUAAUUUUCCAAAGAAAAGUUCAAGCCUCCAGGGACGUAGUGCAAGCUUUAUUCACGAGCAUAGUGAUGAUUAUCUUCCAACCAAUCUUGGAAGACAAGAAAGUUAUAGCGAUGCUUCCAACCACAGUUUCACGGAAACAAAACUUGACUCUAAUGCUGAACGGUACAAUAACGUGCAUGAAAGGAUUCCACAGCAGUGUCGAACUAGGUAUCCCAUCAGCGCUCUUAGUUUUAACGAGCAGCUUACUCCAAUGCAACAAACACCAAGAGGAUCAAUGGACUCACUUGCUCUUUCAAAUCUCACAGGGGUUUCUGGAGAGGGAAUUUCUAGACGCCAAGAACAUUUAUCACGGUUCUCGAUGCCAGAUCUGAGCAAAGACUCAGGAGUCAAUGUUUCAGAAAGAGUAAGUAACAUGGGAACUCUUAAUUCCUCCAUGCGAUACAGAAGUACGGAGUCCAUCAGAAGCUUAGCUUCUGCACAACGAUAUCAGGCUAUUGAACCAAACAGAGAAUUGCAUCAACAUCCUAUGCAGUACAGGGAGUAUCCAGCACAUGGAAGAAAGCCUCUUGGAUUCCGCUAUGACUCUGAGGUAUCUUUGAACAGGAUGCCUAGCCAGAGUAGUGCACAGCUUCCACCAAUGAGUGAACGCCCUCUGAGAAGAAUGCGUGCUCAGGAGAACCAUCAUCGUGGUCAUCGUCGACAUAAAACAAGAAAGUCUAGACGAUCUCGUUCAGACAAUGCACUUCAUCUUGCCACUGAACAAAACUAUAGAUUAUUUGAGAGACCCCCCUUCUAUACAAGAGAGGACUGUGAUCAGUUCAUGAUGCAAGGAGGAACAAGAGAAGCAUUACAAAAUGAGCAAAGGAGGUAUAGCCAGUGUCCAAGAACUACAUCAGAUCUUACACUGCAAAAUCCCUUUAAUGAGAAAUGGAGGCCAUACUUUAAUGAACAUGAUGAUAUGUGUUCUACUUGCUCAUCCUCAACAGACUCCGAUGCUGAAGGGUAUUUCUUAGGAGAACCAAUUCCCAGGCCUACUCAGCUCCGAUAUAUUACCAAUGAUGAACUUGUUCAUAAAUAUGGUGGUCCUGGCCUACCUGAUUCCUCCAUGCUAGUUGGUAGAGGUCAACUACACAAUAGAAAGAGAAGAAAGAGCAAAAAUUGUAUAAUUUCAUAAUGUGUCACCAUAAUUUCAUUAUGUGUUACUUAAAUCUGUCACUUGGAAUGUAAUUUGCAAACUUGCACUCUUGUAAUUUAAAUUGGUUAAAUGCUCAGCAUACCAUUAAGGUAAUAGUAAAAAAGUCUGAAGGAUACAGUGUGUGCUAACUGAAGGUAUAUCAGUGUUCAUUUUAAAUUGCUGACAGUAUUCAUUGAACAAAUACAUUUGCAUGAUUCAGUCCACUCGUUAAGGUUUUUCAUUCUAUACAACUGAAUUAUUCUAAAGUGUUAUACGUAAACACUAUAUUGUCAUUAUCGCCAUAGUUUUGCAUGAACGCAGUGUACAUUGCAGUGAUCACUGCUUUAUUGUAUUGCACAAAUCAUAUUAGUAUCAUAUUGCUCAGUCUUUGCAGUUUGGUAUUUUGUUAGGCUCAGUCAUUCAUCUGUGUUUUUUUUUUUCAAAUAAAGCCAGUUAUGAAAGCUUCAA
Protopterus annectens (West African lungfish) is the source of this 3537-nucleotide messenger RNA. Its product is annotated as prickle-like protein 2. The coding region runs from base 574 to 3069 and encodes 831 amino acids. The record is from RefSeq and is a predicted model, not a curated record. The transcript is spliced from 8 exons. NCBI's taxonomy places the organism in Eukaryota, Metazoa, Chordata, Ceratodontiformes, Protopteridae. Gene Ontology annotation, molecular function: zinc ion binding.